GCGACUUUGACCCUGUGCCACCCACCAUCACCUUUACCAUCUGAGACGACAACAACAUCGACGACGACGAAGAUGAAAUCAAGUAAAGCAGACUCUGAGUCCACGGCACUCAGCGGAUUACAACAGGUGUUUCGUACAAUGACGUUCGAUGCUCAAAAGCAGUUUCUAGAGAACGAGUUGCGGGAUAUUCUUUCAGAGGGUGACUACGAGAAGCUAACUCAGUGUUUAUCCCGUCCAAAGAGCAAAGCCGAAGGUCACUCACCUUACCUCGGCCUCCGAAGGAAAAAGGCAGAAAUCAACGUUCUUCUUGUUGAUCUCAAAUCUCCCUCGCCUGUCUCUUCGUUUCAUGCGAAGAGAGAUAUAUUGGAAGAGGUUAUCGUUAGUCUCACGAAUUGGUUCGAAGAGAUCUGGCAAACGGUAUACGAGUGGAAGUCAGGCUUUGAAGACGCUCACAGGUGUUUACUGUAUGCUCGGGAUGUCUUGGAGAAAAUCAGGCAGCUGGAUCUAGACUCGACUGGGGUUAGCGGCAUAAGCUGCCGAUGUACAGUAAUGUCCUAUCCGUUAACCUUUAACAUCAAGAACAACAAAGGCAAGAUCAUCAAGAACUUCAGCGGAAAAUCAAUGAACAUUAGAAACGCGGAUAAGAUUCUUUUGUGGUUGUGGCGAGAGUUGUUUGUAUCUCUUUCGGUAGCGAGGAGCAAGUCGGACUCCGAUAUACCCGUUGUCAAGAAGCAGAUUAUGAACAUGCUGCUGGAUGUUGAAGAGGCCAUGGGCGGACCGAACGUGUUGGAGAGGAUUCUUCAUGGUGGCGGCAGUGACCAGAUUGAAGACGAAGCUUUUAAUCCGUUCGAAGAGGACGAGUGGCAGGAUGAAAGUGAUGACGAAGACGAUGAGGAUCUUGAAGACGACGAAGAUGAGGACGACCUGGACGAUGAUAGUGAUACUUCCUCUUACGACGGCGAUUACGACCCCUGUGACUGUUCUCUCCAUGCCUCACACUGGUCCAAUAGGUUUAACCAUCAACGAUUGAUCCUUCGUGACGCCAUUCACGACCGUCUUGUCGAAAUCUUCUCGGUCUCCCCAUCCCUAGAGCUGUAUCGCAUCGUCGUUUCGAUCUCUCCAGAACUCCCUAACAAAUCAGGGAAAGAUUUACUGGAAACCCUGUCCAAAAUUGCUUGUGCGUCUUCCUCGACUUUUGCUGCAGCCUUGGAGAUAUAUGGCUCGUUGGGAGAAGUCCACAAAGUCAUGGGUUUACUUGAAACACAUACACACCUUUUGCGACCAUGCGACACGAAUGCCUACCAAAUUGCUACGAGGGCGUUGGCUGCUUCUUCUAUAACUGGUCUUCCUUCCGCUUUCCCCACUGGAGAACCAAAUAAUGAUAUAAACAGGAAGGCCGACCCCAACUGUAAACAAUUACUCGCGCUCAAAAUCGUCGAAACACAGCUCCAGGAGCUAACUCAUACGAUCCAUCUUGGUGUUCUGUCAUGUUUUCACAAAAUUCAAGAUCCCACAAAACUACAUGAGUUGAAGGAGAUAAGUCGUUUACCCUACAAUUCGGCACGACGUGCUUCAAGAGUCGAGGAAUGGGUGGAAACGAUUGAGACGCCGCCAUCUGGAGGGGGUGGGAUGAACCCAAUGACUUUUGCUGCGUUCGUCAUGGGAAUGGGAGGUUUGGGUUUGCCUUUUGGAGGUAUGGGAGGUAUGGGAGAGGACGAAGAUGAGGAUGCGGACCUUGUCACUUUGUUGGAUCAGCUGGACAGUCGCGAAGGGGGCGAGGACUAUAUGUAUUUGAAGGAGGAAUAUUCGCCGGAUUGGGCUGACAGAUUCGAAGGAUGGAUAGACAUUGCCGGUGUGUCGGGGUUGAACAAGAUUGUUUUUCAAACGUCUGGAUCCGGCAGUGGUGCUGAUGCUGGUGCUAGUGGGAGUACCACCACUGUAAUUGGUGGUCAGGCAUUGUUGCAGAGCUUGUAUGUGAAGAUGGUGGAAGACAUGCCGUGGUUGAAGGCGAAAGAUAUUGUAGAUGAAUUGAUUUCUCGUCUCCGUGAUCGACCCGCCAAAGCUCAUAUAUUGGCAGCGUUGGAAGCCUUGGGCCGCUUUGCAAAGUUGCAACGAAGCAACAUCACGGUCAAAACGGAGAAGAAGAAGCGGAAUGAACAGAAGCACAAACAGCAAUCGGGGUCUUCAUCUACCGUUAAUGGCGUCCCAAUCACAGCUUUCGGUGGGCAUCAGUUCACCUUUGGGACCAUAGGUGCAACUUCUACGUCAUCUGGUUUCAUGCACGCGAUACAUACUAUUGGCGGAUUGGAUGAUGUUGAUUGAAUUUUUCUUCAGAAGCGCAACCAACCUCGAUGAUGAACCCCCAGAGAUUACAAUGGUGAUACACUGAUGUACAUUUGACUAUUCGGUCCUUUCGAAUUAUGAUAAUGUUGCAAUUUACACAUCCACAUCCUUGAAAGCCGUUUUGAAAACGUCGUAGUUCCCAUAGCCGUUGUCUGGAUGGCUGUAGACCGCAAAUGUGACGUUUCGGAACCAACCGUUGAAUUCCUUUUCGAGAAGGAUGGACAUCAUCUCUUUAGCAACUUGUUGCGGAGGACAUCCAUAUGCACCACAUCCUAUUGCACCUACAAUAAUUCUCAGUCGGCAUGCAUGCCUAUGGGAAAACAGAACACACCAAGGACAACAUACUCCCUCCCAUUUCGUGCUGCCAUCCUGUAUAUUAGUCGUAUCUUCCCUCUCAAAUCGCUCAGCUGGUCCUCUCUGGCGAACCGCUUCCUAUCAUUUGUCAACUCUGGACCUCGAGGAGCGGCAACAGUGAUGACACCGACAACACAUCGGUCUUCUUCCGGCAGGUCUACGCAGCCAUGAUCUAGAUCGUCUUUGAAGACUGCGAUACCUGGUGAAAAGACUCCAGCGACGCUUCCCGGACCGGUAUUUGGCCAUGGGUAGUACCUCGGUUUCAGGGUCUUGAACAGAGUUGAAGAAUAGCAAAGGGCCUCUUCCUAAGAUAAUCAUAAUCGAGCUCUGACACCGCGAAAUGAAGCAGAACGCCCCACCUGUGUCUUGCUCAAUGUCCGAUCCCAUCUUCCACCAGGCAGCUGGUCGCUUGCUAGAUUAAGUACAGCAGUUUUACCGUUUAUUGCUUCUGGGAACCGUUUAAUGAUGUUUCUGGCGGCAGUGAACGAGUCUGAGUUGACGACUUCGACUGGGCUUGGUGGGUGAUUAGGACAUGAAGCUGGAUCGAGAGCGGGGAGUUGGCUGUCGAUGAAAGUAGAGUCUAGAGUAGCUCCUUGGUUACAAUAUUGAGCCGUUAUGGCUUCUGAGCGAGAUAUUGUGUCUUGAGAAAUUUCAUACCGCUUUGCUAGGUCUGGAGUCAUGGCAAAGCGCGGGGCCGUGAUUCUCACGUGCACCUCGAAGUUGACCUUGCCUCACCAUCUUCCGAAGUGUUACCACUAUCGUCUCAUACUCUUACGUGCGCCGCCGAACACCUCCGAACAAGGAGGGAAUAAGGACUAUAUGAAUCUGAGUUGGGGGAAUAUUUUCGCAAUAAGGAAGAAGCUCGGUCCUUUUCGGGUCUUCCGAUGGCACAGAGCAUUGUCACCGCGCCCACCAACACAUGAGAAUAGGAUUCUCAAAGUCAUGCGUUACAUGGAAAGAAACCGUGAUGGUCUCUAUUACACUGCGGGCAAAACCCCGCUCGUAAGCCAUGGCUUACGAGUUUAACUCGUUAGCCAUGCGGUGACCUGUUCGGUAACCAGUUCGGUAACCACGUCGUAAGCCAGCGCGAUUGAUGCGGAUUAGAUCAAGUUAAUUUGUAUUCAUCAUCUUCCCUAAUUAUCCACCCGUUUCAAUGAAAGGUAGUAUUUCUAACAAAGGUAGUACAAUGCUAUGAUAGAUAUAGGAAACAACGAAGUAAGUAGUAAGAGCGUAAUAUACGAGAGA
Messenger RNA from Marasmius oreades (fairy-ring Marasmius), 3942 nucleotides. RefSeq lists its product as uncharacterized. NCBI's taxonomy places the organism in Eukaryota, Fungi, Basidiomycota, Agaricomycetes, Agaricales, Marasmiaceae. Bases 73 to 2322 code for a protein of 749 amino acids. The record is from RefSeq and is a predicted model, not a curated record. The transcript is spliced from 8 exons.